Molecule: messenger RNA, 821 nt
Organism: Aplosporella prunicola CBS 121167
Lineage: Eukaryota; Fungi; Ascomycota; Dothideomycetes; Botryosphaeriales; Aplosporellaceae
Exons: 4
Coding region: 70-525 (151 amino acids)
Source: RefSeq, a predicted model, not a curated record
ACCCAUCGCAUUUAUCCACAAGUCAAGACCUAGACGCUCAUCAAAUACAGACUCUAACCCAAUUUGACAAUGUCACUGGCACCACCCUACACAGCCGAGACGGCAAAUGCCAAGGUCAAGAAAGCCCAAGACUUGUGGAAUACGCAAAACCCUGCCAACGUCUGCAAAGCUUACACCGAAGACUCCGUCUGGCGUAACCGUUCCACCUUCCUCAAAGGCCACGACCAAAUCACCGACUUUUUGACCAAGAAGUGGGAGAAGGAAAAGAAUUACCGCCUCCGAAAGGAAUUGUUCGCAUUCACCGACAACAAAAUCGCAGUGCAAUUCUGGUACGAAUACCAAGAUGCGCAUGAUGGUAUGAAGUGGAAGCGCUGUUACGGACUCGAAGACUGGACGUUUGCGGCGGACGGGCGCAUGUGUAAGCGGCAGAUGAGUGGGAAUGACGUCGAGCUCAAGGAGGGCGAACGCUGGUUCGCAGGCGAUGUGGACGUGAAUGCGGUCCAAAUUGGUGAGGAGCAUUGGUGAUUGCUCGGUCGACGUUGGAUGCAGCGGCACUCUGAGAUAACACUCUGAGUUCGGAUAAUCGUGGAUGUAGUCUUGAAUUGACUCCUGAACGCCGGCUAUGCAGGGGUAUCUCAUAAAGUGCCUGUCGAACCUCCCUAUGAGAGGUUGUCUACCAUAGAAGGCUUCAUCUACGCAGGGGGCGUGUCAUGUACGACGACAAGUAGGAACUUGGCAUCAGGUACAAUGACCAGCUCGUUCUUCUUGGUCCUCAAUCUGAGAAGCUUGACCUCAUCCUCAUCCUCCAAGUUCUUAGCCAG